AUGGGUGGUAAUUUAUUAGAAGCUUUUGAUCUCUUUUUUAAAAAGUAUGAGAAACCAAAGUUUUUAUAUGCCGAAGGAAAUAAUUUAAAAGAAAUUCUCUUUUACUCAACACCAAGAUCUUUAAAUAUGAAAAACAACGCAAACAUUAUAGUAAUAGGAGAAUAA
Molecule: messenger RNA, 165 nt
Organism: Dictyostelium purpureum
Lineage: Eukaryota; Evosea; Eumycetozoa; Dictyosteliales; Dictyosteliaceae
Exons: 1
Coding region: 1-165 (54 amino acids)
Source: RefSeq, a predicted model, not a curated record